Setaria italica (foxtail millet) is the source of this 1099-nucleotide messenger RNA. RefSeq names its product small glutamine-rich tetratricopeptide repeat-containing protein 2. The transcript is spliced from 5 exons. The record is from RefSeq and is a predicted model, not a curated record. Bases 85 to 849 code for a protein of 254 amino acids. Gene Ontology annotation, molecular function: protein binding. Lineage: Eukaryota; Viridiplantae; Streptophyta; Magnoliopsida; Poales; Poaceae.
CCUUGAAGGAAAUACUAUUCGCGGAAAAGGUCCCCGCCUCAUCAGCCCAUCAUCCUGCCUGUGCCUGAGGCCACACGGACGGCGAUGGCGGUGGCAGUUGCGGGAGUGACCACGACCCACCGUUCCUACUGCCUCGCCUCCGCUCCCCGGCGGGCGCAGCAUCGCCGCCGACGUCCUGCUACGCCGCGCGCGUCGGGGGCGGUGGAGGUGCGGGUCUGCACGAACCGCACGUGCGCGCGCCAGGGCGGGCGCGAGGUCCUGGCUGCGCUCACGGGCCUCGCGCCCCCGCGCGUCGACGUGAGCUCGUGCGGGUGCCUCGGCCGCUGCGGCGCGGGGCCCAACGUCGCCGCCUCCGUUGCCGGGAGCGCCGCGCUGUUCGGCCACGUCGGCACGGCGGCGCGCGGCGCGCAGCUCCUGGAGCACCUCCUCGGCGCUGCGGAGUUCGACGCGGCCGCAGGCCUCGCCGCGUUCGCCGCGCGGGAGAAGGCGGAGGCUGCCCUCGAGAAGGGAAACGCGGCCGAAGCAGAGGCCCUUCUGAAUGAGGUUAUUGGGCUCAAUGCUUGUGGUGGUCGGCAUUUGGUGUAUAGGAGCAGGUCUAAGGCGAGACUGGCAAUAGGGGAUAUCUCUGGUGGGCUUGAGGACGCCGAGGAAGCACUAAGAAUAGCUCCCAGAUUUCCUCAGGCUCACUUAUUGCGAGGUGAUGCGCUUCUUGCAAUGGGCGAAUAUUGUGCUGCAGAAGAUGCUUAUGCAGAUGCCUUGGAUCUUGAUCCAUCUAUUCGCCGAUCCAAGUCUUUCAAGGCCCGAGUCGAGAGGCUACGAGAGAAGCUUGUCAGUGCCACUAAUCCAUAGCUCAUUUUAAAACUUCCUCCCCGUCAGAAGUUCAUCCCAACAAGUAAUGUAGAUAUGUACUUGGUAGGUCUGAAUUGCUCAAUCCAUGGCUAGCUGCAUCCCUUGCCUUAUGGUCAGCUGUGCACAGUGUACAGUCUCUUCUUGAUUAUUGUUAUCAAUUUCAUAUUUGGAAUAAAUGGGAUGAGGAGAUUAAGAUGUUGGCAAUCCCUUUUUGGAUUUUUUUUCAAUAUAAGAUGUUGAUGAUUGAACA